This is a messenger RNA of Apodemus sylvaticus (European woodmouse), 10255 nucleotides long. It is a transcript of the gene Igsf9b, whose product is annotated as immunoglobulin superfamily member 9B. Lineage: Eukaryota; Metazoa; Chordata; Mammalia; Rodentia; Muridae. Gene Ontology annotation, biological process: cell-cell adhesion. The transcript is spliced from 20 exons. The record is from RefSeq and is a predicted model, not a curated record. Gene Ontology annotation, molecular function: protein binding. Bases 194 to 4507 code for a protein of 1437 amino acids.
CGCCGGGGCCCGGGAGGCUGCGCGCGCCGAGACAAGCAGACCCAGGGAGGGAUGGAGAGCGGGCCGCCCGGGCUACAGGAGCACCGGCAAGGGGCGUAGGCGGGCGAGAAGCGGGCACUGAGGCACGAGAAGUGUGCAGACGCCGGAGCACUUUGCGAUAGGAUGAGGCUCUUGGCUGGUGCGCGGUAGUACUAUGAUUUGGUAUGUGGCCACUUUGAUAGCAAGUGUGAUCAGCACCCGAGGUCUUGUGGCUCAAGGUGCCCACGGCCUGCGAGAGGAACCCGAGUUUGUGACCGCUCGAGCCGGUGAAGGUGUGGUUCUGCGAUGCGACGUAAUCCACCCAGUGACAGGACAGCCCCCGCCCUAUGUUGUAGAGUGGUUCAAGUUUGGGGUCCCCAUCCCUAUCUUCAUCAAGUUUGGCUACUAUCCCCCACAUGUGGACCCUGAGUAUGCAGGCCGGGCCAGUCUUCAUGACAAAGCAUCUCUGCGGCUGGAGCAGGUGCGCUCUGAGGACCAGGGUUGGUACGAGUGCAAGGUACUCAUGCUGGACCAGCAGUAUGACACGUUCCACAACGGCAGUUGGGUCCAUCUCACCAUUAAUGCCCCUCCCACCUUUACAGAAACACCCCCCCAGUACAUUGAGGCCAAGGAAGGUGGAAGUAUCACCAUGACUUGUACUGCUUUUGGGAACCCUAAGCCCAUCGUCACCUGGCUCAAGGAAGGGACCCUCCUCGGUGCUAGUGCAAAGUAUCAGGUGAGUGACGGUAGCCUGACGGUGACGUCAGUCAGUCGGGAGGACAGAGGCGCCUAUACCUGUCGAGCAUAUAGCAUCCAGGGCGAGGCUGUGCACACGACCCAUCUGCUCGUUCAAGGGCCUCCCUUCAUUGUUUCCCCUCCUGAGAACAUCACCGUCAACAUCUCCCAGGAUGCUCUGCUUACCUGCAGAGCAGAGGCGUAUCCCGGCAACCUCACCUACACCUGGUACUGGCAGGAUGAGAACGUCUACUUCCAGAAUGACCUGAAGCUAAGGGUGCGGAUCCUGAUUGAUGGGACAUUGAUCAUCUUCCGAGUGAAGCCAGAAGAUGCUGGGAAAUAUACCUGUGUCCCUAGCAACAGCCUGGGGCGCUCCCCCUCUGCCUCAGCCUACCUGACUGUGCAGUACCCAGCCCGUGUCCUCAACAUGCCCCCUGUCAUUUAUGUGCCCGUGGGAAUCCAUGGCUAUAUCCGCUGUCCUGUGGAUGCAGAGCCACCUGCUACUGUGGUGAAGUGGAAUAAGGAUGGCCGGCCCCUGCAGGUAGAGAAGAACUUGGGUUGGACCUUGAUGGAGGAUGGCUCUAUCCGCAUUGAGGAGGCCACAGAGGAGGCUCUUGGCACUUACACCUGUGUGCCUUACAACACCCUGGGGACCAUGGGCCAGUCUGCCCCUGCACGGCUUGUCCUGAAGGAUCCCCCGUAUUUCACGGUGCUACCCGGCUGGGAGUACAGGCAGGAGGCUGGCCGGGAGCUGCUCAUCCCCUGUGCAGCUGCAGGGGACCCCUUCCCUGUCAUCACCUGGAGGAAGGUAGGGAAGCCCAGCAGAAGCAAGCACAACGUCCUGCCCAGCGGGAGUCUCCAGUUUCGUGCCCUGAGUAAGGAGGACCACGGGGAGUGGGAAUGCGUUGCCACCAAUGUGGUCACAAGCAUCACUGCCAGCACCCACCUCACUGUCAUCGGCACCAGUCCCCAUGCCCCAGGCAGUGUUCGGGUCCAUGUCUCCAUGACAACUGCCAACGUGUCCUGGGAGCCAGGCUAUGAUGGAGGCUACGAGCAGACAUUCUCAGUUUGGAUGAAGCGGGCUCAGUUUGGGCCCCACGACUGGCUGUCCUUGUCAGUGCCACCGGGCCCCAGCUGGUUGCUGGUAGACAGCCUGGAGCCUGAGACUGCAUACCAGUUCAGUGUCCUGGCCCAGAACAGGCUGGGAACCAGCGCCUUCAGUGAGGUGGUCACUGUGAACACUUUAGCAUUCCCUGUUACAACUCCAGAACCCCUGGUGCUGGUGACCCCACCAAGGUGCCUCACAGCCAACCGGACCCAGCAGGGUGUGCUCCUGUCCUGGCUCCCUCCUGCCAACCACAGCUUCCCCAUCGACCGCUAUAUCAUGGAGUUCCGAGUUGGGGAGCGCUGGGAGAUGCUAGAUGAUGCCAUCCCAGGCACUGACGGAGACUUUUUUGCCAAGGAUCUGUCCCAGGAUACCUGGUAUGAGUUCCGGGUUCUGGCUGUCAUGCAGGAUCUGAUCAGCGAGCCCAGCAACAUCGCCGGUGUCUCCAGCACAGACAUCUUCCCGCAGCCGGACCUGACCGACGAUGGGCUGGCCCGGCCAGUGUUGGCUGGGAUCGUGGCCACCAUCUGCUUCCUGGCGGCCGCCAUCCUCUUUAGCACUCUGGCUGCCUGCUUUGUCAACAAGCAGCGCAAGCGCAAACUCAAGCGGAAGAAAGACCCUCCGCUCUCCAUCACUCACUGUAGGAAGAGUCUUGAGUCUCCCUUGUCCUCUGGCAAGGUGAGUCCUGAAAGCAUUCGCACACUCCGUGCCCCGUCCGAAUCCUCUGACGACCAGGGCCAGCCUGCGGCCAAGAGGAUGCUGAGCCCUACGAGGGAGAAAGAGCUGUCCCUGUACAAAAAAACCAAGAGGGCUAUCAGCAGCAGGAAGUAUAGUGUGGCCAAGGCUGAGGCCGAAGCUGAGGCCACCACACCCAUUGAACUGAUCAGCAGAGGCCCGGAUGGCCGCUUUGUCAUGGGCCCAUCAGAGAUGGAGCCCUCUGUGAAGGGCCGGCGAAUCGAGGGCUUCCCCUUCGCUGAGGAGACGGACAUGUACCCUGAGUUCCGGCAGUCAGAUGAGGAGAAUGAAGACCCACUGGUGCCCACAUCUGUGGCUGCGCUGAAGCCUCAGCUGACCCCUAUGUCUUCCAGCCAGGACUCUUACCUGCCACCACCAGCAUACAGCCCUCGGUUCCAGCCUCGAGGGAUUGAGGGCCCAAGCGGACUGGGAGGACGACUCCAGGCUACCGGUCAAGCGAGGCCUCCAGCCCCUCGGCCCUUCCAGCACGGCCAGUAUUAUGGGUACCUCAGCAGCAGCAGCCCGGGGGAGGUGGAGCCUCCACCCUUCUAUAUGCCAGAAGUGGGCAGCCCCUUGAGUUCAGUCAUGUCGUCCCCACCCCUGCACACCGAGGGGCCUUUUGGCCACCCCACCAUCCCUGAGGAAAACGGAGAGAAUGCUUCCAACAGCACUCUGCCCUUGACUCAGACACCUACAGGAGGGCGCUCUCCUGAGCCCUGGGGCCGGCCAGAAUUUCCCUUUGGGGGACUGGAGACCCCAGCUAUGAUGUUCCCCCACCAGCUGCACCCCUGUGAUGUGGCGGAGAGUUUGCAGCCCAAGGCCUGCCUGCCCCGAGGACUGCCCCCAACCCCCCUCCAGGUGCCUGCGGCCUAUCCAGGCAUGCUGUCUCUGGAGGCACCAAAGGGCUGGGUCACCAAGUCACCUGGCAGGGGUCCCAUCCCGGCGCCCCCUGCCACCAAGUGGCAGGAAAGACCUAUGCAACCUCUGGUCAGCCAAGGACAGCUAAGACAUACCAGCCAAGGUAUGGGGAUACCGGUGUUGCCUUACCCGGAGCCAGCCGAGCCCGGGGGACACGGUGGCCCCAGCACAUUUGGCCUGGACACCCGGUGGUAUGAGCCCCAGCCCCGGCCCCGGCCCAGCCCCCGGCAGGCCCGGCGUGCCGAGCCCAGUUUACAUCAAGUGGUGCUACAGCCCUCUCGGCUCUCACCUCUGACCCAAAGCCCCCUUAGUUCCCGCACUGGCUCCCCCGAGCUCGCUGCUCGUGCCCGACCUCGACCAGGCCUCCUGCAGCAGGCAGAGAUGUCAGAGAUCACCCUGCAGCCGCCAGCCGCCGUCAGCUUCUCUCGCAAGUCGACUCCAUCAUCCACGGGAUCUCCUUCACAGAGCAGCCGCAGUGGGAGCCCCAGCUACAGGCCCACAAUGGGCUUCACCACUCUGGCCACAGGCUACCCUUCUCCUCCACCUGGCCCUGCCCCUCCGGCACCAGGGGACAACUUGGAUGUGUUUGGACAGACGCCUUCCCCUCGGAGGAUGGGGGAGGAGCCACUCCGGCCAGAGCCGCCAACAACCUUACCUACUUCAGGAAUACUUCCACCUGCACCCGGGAACGCUGCUGUGCCUGAGAGGCUGGAGGCUCUGAGAUACCAGCGGAUAAAGAAGCCCAAAAAGUCACCCAAGGGCUCUUCGAAGUCAAAGAAACGAUCCGACGGUUCUGCCUCCCAGGCUCAGCAGCUUCCCAACUCUCAGGUUCUGUGGCCCGACGAAGCUGUCUGUCUCCGGAAGAAGAAGAGACACUCUCGUCCUGAUCCCUUUGCCCGGCUGUCAGACUUGUGCCACCGUCAGCUUCCAGAAGACCAGACAGCGAUCCUCAACAGCGUGGAUCACGAUGACCCAGGCCACGCUACUCUGCUAUGACGUGACAUCACUCUAAAUGUCUUCAGGGUGGGGUGCUAGGCUAAAGGGUUGGAGAGGGACCAUUGUACAGGGCGGUGUCCUCCUCUACCCAUCAUGGGAUGGCUCAGGCUCUUGUCCUAUGUGGAUUCCCUCAUGCCAGUAGGGGCCUCUCCCCCCACUAUCUAGCCAGCUAGCCUUGCCCAUGGGACAGAGGACUGGGGGAAGAGCUUUUGACUGUGGGUCAGAGUUGGGAGUAUAUGGGGGUUGGAAAACAUCUGUCUCUACGCCACCUCUCUCUCCCACUUUGCUAGAUUGAUUCUUCUCACCUCUUUAAAUGUCUUAGGAAGUGAGGAAGUAGAAAGCAAUGGCUUUUAGUACCCUGCAUUUGUUUCAGUUUUCCAAGUCCUGGGAGGGGGUUAGAGUUAUAUCCUGCCCUCCUAACUCCACAUAUAUAUAGAUAUAGAUACAAAUGCACUUGUGUGUAGUUGGUGGGUUUCUCUAUGUGUAUAUAUAUGUACAUUGAAGCAAAGUGCUUUUUCUCCCUGUGGUCAGUGAGGGCUUGGUGAAUAGGGCCUGCUAGGAACUGGUGGGUGUCCUCACGUCUGUCUUGGGAGAUCGUUCCGGCUGAAACAGGAUUCAUGCUUCCCAGCUGAUUCUCCAUCGUUCUAUCUAGCCUCUCCCAUCUGGAGCAGAAAUGGGGAUCCCCCCAUGAUUCCUAACUCCCUGCUUGGUGGGUUAGCAACAAGUUAACACCUAAACUAAACUGUUGCCUGCUUGCUAAGUGAAGAAAGCAUGGCCAGGCCUAUGGCCUGACUGUUGUCUUUCUUUCUUCUGCAGUUGCACUCACCACAGAUGCAGUGCUUGUUUAGCACCAGGGCUGACUGGCAGGCCUGGUGUACAAGCCCCUGCUCAUGUGGUCAUGCUUCAGUCUCUUCUGGCCCAGCCAGGGCUGGGAGCCCUGCAACCAGAGGCCCUCUUGUUCUGUAGCCACCUGUGCUGAACACCAAGCUGCCACAAGCUCUGUUUAUACCCAUCUCUGCGCAGCACUCUGAGCUCUGCUCCCCUGCUGCCGAUUGGCUCCUCCUUUUCUUUUGUGUCUGCUAAUUCCCCAGAUUGAUUAAUUGCCUUUUGUGGGAGCUGCCUGUGGCUCCUUGGCAUGCUCUCUAUGUGCUGCCUGCCAACUCUGCUCUGCCCUGGGGGUCCUUCUCCACCCCCUGGACCUAAUCUCUAGUGCAUGAGAUGAAGAGAUGGGGGUACCCCUUAUUGUUGAGUUCUGGGGUGCUCUUUCCUCACUGCUCCUGUGUGGAACUGCCUGAGGCACAGGGAUGAAGAUGGAAGGGGCAGUGGGCAGGCACCAGGGCUUUUCUCUGUCCAAAUCUUGUCCUGGUUCAAACUGUUAGCACUCAAAAGUUCUCCUAAUGCUAUUUGUAAAUUCAGAUGCUUGUCUUGCUUCUUAAAAGGUUAUGGUGUUACUCGAGAGUAGAAAAGGGGGAGCAUGAGUGGGCCCACCCUCUCCUUCCCUCUGGCUUAGCCUGAGGUAGUGGGAAUGGCCAGCUUCCGGAAGCGUUCCUUCUUGGUGCUGUUGUGCCCAUCUCUCUCCUGUGACUGCCUUGAGCAGUAGCUGUGCCUACUGGGAGGUUUCUGCUGGUCUCACAGAAGCUGCCGGUCACACAGCCUAGUGACUUUGAUGAUGUCCCAGGGGCUGGGAAACUGUUCCUUUUAGAGCUUCCAUCUGGGAGGAUUGACUGCAUCUCUGCAGCCAGGCCUCGGUGCUCCCUUCUCUCUCCUAGCGAGCUGGGGAUGUACUCCACACUUAAGGCUUUACCAUGUAAGCCACACCACCACAGCUUUCUUCUGGACAUGGGACAAAGAGGUGCUGAGGGCAGAGUUUCUUUUGCUCUGAGAUUAGGGCCACAUACCUUAGACCCUCCAACUGGUUUGAUUCUCAAAGACGUUGGAGACCACUGGCCCCUGGACCUUAACUCUGACGAAGAACAAGGGCUGAGUUGGAAGACUCAUGCUCUUUGUCAGAAGUGGCGCACUGCUUCUUCCACUGUGACACCAUGGGCUGCUAACUCAGUGUCUCUGGGACUACUGAGACAAGGCUACCUGAAAUACUGGGGUAGUAUUUGGAGACUCGUACUGGUCUAGCCUGUAGUGUUGCUUGCUGUCUCACAUCAUGUGACUCCUGAACCAUGGAAUGUAAAGGUAGGAUGUCAGGACUGGUAGACUUUGUAUUGAACUUGGACAACUGUUCUGAGGACCCUCCUGGGAAUUUUGGCCACUGUCUGGGCCUUGAAGUUACGGCUGAGAAGAACUUGCCGUCCAAGACUUUGCUUCUUUGGGAUGUUGUAGGGCCGAGAGCCUCAGUCCAUGGCUGGGCUUACAAAGGUGCUGACUCUUUCUUUCUCUUCUUGCCUCUGGCAGGGCCUCUUACCUCUGCCUUGCUGACCAAAUGGUGGAAACUGCUUUUGACUGGCCACAUGGGUGACAGCUGUGCUCUUGUGUCCCCUGGGCUCAGAAGGGGCACAAGGUCUACCCGUUCCAAAGUGGCCUCUCAUAUAGUCUUCUCCUAAGAGGUCUUCCUUCUCGUGACCUUUCUUAGAGGCCGGCAGCAUUCCUGAAAUUCAGGAAACUGUUUCAGCCCUUCCUUUGAUGACUGCAAAGCAAACUGGCAGGCACCCUAAUCCCCAUGGUCAGUGACUGGCCAGUGUGUCUGUCAUAGGAGCCAUCUCAAUCACUAGAUGUGAGCACGUGCUUGACAGUCUGUUUAGAAACGUGUGAUGUUGGGGUGUAUCUAGUUCUAGGGACCGAUCACCUUUACACUCUUCCUCUGAACUUAGCAGUGACCACUACUGAGCCUCCUAGGGCUUUUGCUUUUCUUGCUAUGGGGAAUCAUGUCUUCCAGAUCCUCCCCUUUGGGUCUGGUAGCCUUGCAGAAGUAACUCAGUUCCAAACCUAUUCCUGCACUCAGUAUUUUUUUUUUGUGUGUGUGUGUCUUUCCUUCUGUACCGUACCUGGAAAUGCUAUCCCAGUGUUUUAAGCCACCAGCCAAGAAGAAGCGUAAACUGGUUCUCUAAGAGCCCAGAAAGAUUGCAAUUAUUUGAUGGAAAGAAGAUGAAAAUUAAGAAGUGACUCUUGUUUCUUGACUUGAUGGCUGACCACACAGAUCUUGCUUUCAGUCUCUGAGUAAAGUUCAAUGUGUCCCUGAUUAUUGGUGACUAUUAGUCCAAUGUCUAUGCUGGCCCCUAUCUAAUAGCCAGCCUAUCUCCUUCCCAGUUUUCUUAGAGGAACUAGGGCAGGAGAGAAGAGACCUUCUGAGAUUCUUUCUCAGCAGGAAAGGUGCCACAUCACACAGUGUGAGCAAGAUCUGUACUCUGUCUCUAGGGGCCUGGGUUAUAUAUUUGGGGGAGAUUACAGCAGGGUGGGCUAGAGCAAUUACUUACUGGUAUUUCUUUCAGUGUGUUCUCUAUUAUUUUUUUCACAGUGAUCUAACCUAUUUGAGGUUGAGCAGAUUUUAUUUGCUCAUUCUUCUGCCCUUUUUAUGCAGAGGAAGCUGGGUGAGGGUGAGACCCCUGUGCUUCUUCCUCCUGGUGAGACCAGCAGGCACACAGUCGUUUCUGGGGGGAGGCAUCCCAGAAUAUUAGAGCAUCAUAGUUGCUUCCUAGGAUCUGAGUCUGAGGCCAUUUUUUUUUUUUUCUGAUUUUGCUAGAAAAACCCUUUAAGAAGGCUUGGGGUGGACUGGGAAAAUUAUAGAUAAGUACAUUUUGUUAGUAUAUAGAGAACUCUAGGAAGUGAGCAGUUAAUGGUUUGGAUUUGCUUUGCUUGAAUGUAAAAGCACUUUGGGGGGCUCUGCAGACACUUGGGUGGGAGGAUGGAAUUAAGAGCAGAGAUGGAAUCAAGGGCAGGUACUACUACUAAUACUGUCUCUGGGAUCCUGAGCAUUUUCACUAGUGUUCCUUGGUUGGGCCCUGCCCUUUGUGCAAGCCCCAGUACAAUGGGAGCUCAGAGCUAUGCUGAUUGUCUUUGUCUCUUUGGGAACAGGAUCAGGAUGUGGCAUAGCAGCCAUUCUGCAUUGAACACAGUCGUUGAUAGGACAGGUGUGAUUGAGGAAGGGAAGUUAGACUGCUAGAGUUGGAAGGAAGGCCUGACAUGAGGGAUGGAAUCACAAUUCAGUUGUAUAAAUCAAGGGAUCCUGGGAUGACAAAGUUAAGGACUCACACAGGGCACCAAGUUUCUGGUUCUCUUUGGAGACUCUACCAGCCCAGACAGUACAGAUGAUGGAGGCUGGUCACAAGGAAGUGAGUGACUGCUAGAGAGGGCAGCAAGAUGCAGGUGCCCCUGGUGUGGGAGGGAUGUAGCCACUGAGAACAGGUGGGCAGACUGGAUCUUAGAAGAAAGCCUGUUUAAGGCAGUGCUUUUCUGCUCAUAGAACUAGUCCCUAACCCUGACUGCUGAACACAGAUUUCUUCAGUUUUGUUUUUCUUUCUGUUUAUGGAGCUUCUUGGUGAAAAGUGGGACUAGUCUUCAAAUGCCCACAGUAGCUCCUUGUUGGUGGAGAGGGAAAGGUUGUGCUCGAAGCUUGGCUCUCAUUCUCAUGGCUGCUGUUGGGCUGUGUCUGAAAGAGUCUAGUGGGCACUGGUGCUGAUGGUAGAGUGGAGGUGGGCCUCGAGUCUUGUCAGUUUUCUUCUUGAGCUAUUGAGAAUGCCUUCAUCCUGGAGGCUGACAGUGGCCUCAUGACUAGAGGCUUGUUUUCAAUUUCUCUUCCUUUGAUAGGUUAAAGAUACCACCACACUGUAGCUAUGGCAGUAAAAUAAUUGCAUCUGAAACCAGGGACCAUCUAUUGUGUUCUUGCUCUAUAGCACUUCCUCUUGGAUCAAGAGGAAGAACUGAAGAUCUCUUUAAGAGAAGUCAAUAAACUGAGAACCAAAGCUCUGGUUGGACUCUAAGAACUCUUCCCAACUCCUGCAGCGUGGUGUUUGCAUGGAGCUGGCUUAUGACUCCUUCACCUUUAAUGCUGAAUCAGCAUGGGUCCAGAGCCUUAUGUCUGGGCCCCUGUCUAUACUUCCAAAUAAACUUACAGGAAAAAUACAUUGUCUGCACCAGAUGUUUGGUGUCUUGGAUUGCCAAGAGGGUAGAAGUUGUUUCAUGACCCCAUUUAAAAUAAUAAUAAUAAUAAUCCUUAAUCAAUUGAGUCUGGUCUAAAAACACUCCUAGAUCAUUGGGAAUUCUUUGUAGAUUAAAAAAAAAUGUAUUAGUGCAAAUCUUUCAUAACUCGUCAUGUCUUAGGAGGGGGAAGAGUUGGGGUAUUGUAACUGUUAAAUAUUUGGGUAGAUCAGUAGUGGGCCAUUGAACCACUUAGACAUUCUCUUCUGCAGUGCGUCAGCUGCAGCAGGUAGAGAUUCUUAGGAGUGCCAGUGAGGCGUGAUCAGCUUUGCACCACUGGCUAGGGAACUCAACCAAAGCAGCAGAGGAGACUCAGCUCACAGCCAGGGCCUCUACCAUCUACCUUUUGCACCCACCUUAACUACAUGACAACAUGAAUGAGUGGGCUUGCUGUUCUUUUGGGUCUUGAAGAAAUGUGCUCCGCCAAUCCCGUCUCCCACCGGCAUUGAUUCCCUGGAUCUGUUUUAAGGAAGUGAGUGCAGAGCCAGCUCUCCCUUCACCCACAUUCCUAUCACCCAGGCUCUCUUUCCUUCUUGCCCCCACUUGUGCGUGGUUCCAGGACCCCUGGCUUGUGCAUGGUUUACACUAGGGAGGUGGUUGGGU